AUGUCCACUCCAGAGCAAAGCUCACCGAGAUCACCCUUGCGAGCCGCAACAAGGCCUACACGGGUGCUGGCGUGCGUCCUUUGUCAACAACGCAAGGUCAGGUGUGACCGUGGGUUUCCCUGCGGGAAUUGUAAGCGGGCCCAAGCACAGUGUGUGCCUGCUACACAAGUCCGGCGACGCCGCAGGUUUCCCGAGCGAGAGCUGCUGGAACGUCUUCGGAGAUAUGAAGAUCUGCUGCGCCAGAACGAUAUACAGUUUAAGCCCUUGCACACUUCUGUUGUAGAGAAGGCAUCUUCCAACAGGAAUAAUAGAAGUUCUGAUACAGCUAGUGGUGAGAUUCUGGAGCAAAGUUUGGGGGAAAAGGGGACCCCGGGAUCAGGGACAAAAUACGAGGCCAAGAACUUCUGGCGGGUUAUGAAUGAAAUGUCUGUUGACGCCGAAGCGGAUGAUACUAAUGACAGCGACGAGAGUAACGAGCACAACAAAUCUCGCAACGGCGUCCGUGAGGCCUUCUUCAGACAGACUUGGGAAGAAGUGUACGAUGGCGGCAGUCAAACUCUCCUGUUUGGUUCGCGCAGGUUUGAUGUCAAAGUUUCAACAUUGCACCCGAAGCAGGUCGAGAUCUUCCGACUCUGGCAGAUCUAUCUGGACAAUGUCAAUCCGCUGCUCAAAAUCACCCAUACUCCUACCUUGCAAGCACGGAUCAUCGAUGCGGCCGCUGACGUGGCUAAGAUAACACCGACUCUCGAAGCACUCAUGUUCAGCAUCUAUUGCGUCGCUAUUCUCAGUCUGUCAGACGACGAGUGCCGGACCCUGUUUGGAUCUUCAAGGGACGAUCUUCUGAAGGGCUACCACUUUGCUUGUCAACAAGCCCUCUUGAACUGCGAGGUGCUACGUACAGGUGACCGUGACUGCUUGACGGCCCUGUACCUCUACCUGAUUUCGGUCCGACCCGACACGGAUCCUCGCUCUCUGUCACCUAUCCUGAGCGUCGCCAUCCGUAUCGCACUACGCAUGGGUAUCCACACCGAGUCUAGCUAUACCAGAUGCACCACUCUAGAAGGUGAAAUGCGCCGUAGACUGUGGUGGUCGCUGGUCAUGUUCGACAAUCGCAUUUGCGAGAUGUCCGACCACAAGGCCACGAAUCUGCUUCCCACUUGGGACUGCAGAAUUCCACUCAAUGUGAAUGAUUUUGACCUGCGACCAGAGAUGACGACCGGACCAGCCAUGCAUGGCAAUCCGUCCGAGGCCCUGUUCGCCGUCGUGCGUAGCGAGCUGGGCAAUUUUGUGCGCCGCAGCGCGUUUCAUCUAGAUUUUACCAACCCGGCAUUGAAAAUCGUGGCCAAGGAAGACCCUCUUCCCGCGGGAGGCGAUCUGUCUGCCUGCGAAAGGAUGAUUGAAGGCAAAUAUUUUGCCUCCUGUAACCCAGAGAACCCUCUUCAUUUCAUGACAAUUUGGACAACGCGGGGUUAUCUGGCGAAGAAUCGUCUUCUGGAACAUUAUUCCCGAUAUUCGUCCGUACCGCAGACAGACAUAGCGCGCGACAGGGUGAUCUCCCACGCCCAGUGCAUGCUCGAGUGUGAUACCAAGCUUAUGAACUCGCCUCUGACCAAAGGCUACCAGUGGUUCCUUCAUCUCCACUUCCCCUUCCCCGCGUACUUUCACAUCGCCCAAGACCUGAAGAAGAGACCUAUGGCAGGGCACGCUGAACGAAGUUGGACAGUCAUGAGCGAUAACUACGACGCUCGCUUUGGAGCCAUGGAGAAAAUGAACCCAUUUUUUGAAUUUCUUGCCCGGAUGCUUUUACAGGCUUGGGAGGCCCGCGUGGCAGUACUCAGAGAUCUUGACAAGCCGCUGGAGCCACCACACAUUGUGUCGGAUAUUAGAUCCAAAAUGAGUCAGGCGACAUCACCCAGUCAGACAGACAAUGCCGAGCAGUCCACCAGUGCCUUGACGGCGAAUAUGAACGACAGUUCGAUGCCCACCUUCAUGGACUUUGGUGGUUAUGGCGUCCCGUACGGCCUGGAAGAACCAGGCUUCCUAAAUACAGGCUAUCCGGGCACACAUGGGCAUCCUGCCAUGGAUCUUGACUUGGACCAGUCCGAUUGGACCACGGUGGACUGGUAUCCGUUGCAAGGGCGAGGCUGGUGA
Aspergillus thermomutatus is the source of this 2151-nucleotide messenger RNA. RefSeq lists its product as uncharacterized. The coding region runs from base 1 to 2151 and encodes 716 amino acids. Lineage: Eukaryota; Fungi; Ascomycota; Eurotiomycetes; Eurotiales; Aspergillaceae. Gene Ontology annotation, molecular function: zinc ion binding; DNA binding; DNA-binding transcription factor activity, RNA polymerase II-specific. Gene Ontology annotation, biological process: regulation of DNA-templated transcription; DNA-templated transcription. The transcript is spliced from 4 exons. The record is from RefSeq and is a predicted model, not a curated record.